UUUAGGGUUACCAACUGACCGAAGCCUGGUGUGCAGUUUUUCUCUUUGUUUCGUUUAGUGUGUGAGAGAGAGAGAGAUAGAGAGAGAGAGAGAGCUGAGGCAAGGGAAAAUGGAUGCUUUCGGGGGUUUCUACGUUGAUCAGAACGCCAUUCACAUUGAAAACCUCUUCUUACAAUUCCUGAGAAGCUUCAAAUUGGAUGGGCAAAAUGAGGUGUUCUAUGAGUCAGAGAUCGAAGUUAUGAAAUCAAAGGAAUUAACCACAAUGUUUGUUGACUUUUCACAUGUCAUGCGCUUUAAUGACAUCUUACAGAGGAACAUAUUGGAAGAAUACAUCAGGUUUGACCCUUAUUUGAGGAAUGCAUGCAGACGUUUUGUGAUGGAGCAAAGGCCGGCUUUUAUUGCAGAUGAUAACCCUAAUAAAGACAUCAAUGUUGCUUUCUAUAAUAUUCCUCUUUUGAAAAGGCUGAGAGAUAUUAGGACAGCUGACAUCGGGAAGCUUGUUUCAGUAACUGGAGUUGUUACUCGGACCAGUGAAGUUCGGCCUGAGCUUUUGCAGGGGAAUUUUAAAUGCUUGGAUUGUGGUGGAGUCAUUAAAAAUGUAGAACAGCAAUACAAGUACACAGAACCAAUCAUAUGUGUGAAUGCCACAUGUCAAAAUCGAAAUAGAUGGGCGCUUCUUCGGCAAGAGAGCAAAUUUGCGGAUUGGCAAAGAGUUCGAAUGCAGGAGAACUCUAGUGAGAUACCUGCAGGCUCUUUGCCACGAUCCUUGGAUGUCAUUCUUCGGCAUGAGAUUGUUGAGCAAGCCAGGGCAGGUGACACGGUUAUUUUCACUGGUACGGUGGUUGCCAUACCGGAUAUCUUGGCACUAGCUUCUCCAGGUGAGAGAUCAGAGUCUCGGCGAGAAGGGCCUCAACAACGGAAUGCUUCUGGUGGAUUUGGAGGAGUCAGUGGUCUUCGAGCAUUGGGAGUGAGGGAUCUCUCAUAUCGCAUUUCUUUUGUCGCAAACUCAGUGCAGGUGCCGAAUGGGGGACGGGAUGGUGAUGUUAGAUACAGAAGGAAAGAUGGAGAUGCAGAUGAGAUUCCACAGUUCACAUUGGAAGAAAUAAAUAAAAUGCACGCAAUGAGGAACACCCCAGAUUUUUUCAAUAAGCUCGUUGAAAGCAUUGCUCCGACUGUUUUUGGCCAUCAAGAAAUCAAGCGAGCUGUUCUGCUGAUGCUUUUGGGGGGUGUUCACAAGAUUACUCACGAAGGCAUCAACUUAAGGGGGGACAUAAAUGUGUGUAUUGUAGGAGAUCCAAGCUGCGCAAAAUCCCAGUUUCUCAAGUAUGCUGCUGGUCUAGUUCCCCGCUCAGUCUACACAUCUGGGAAAUCCUCAUCUGCAGCGGGAUUGACUGCAACCGUUGCUAAGGAGCCGGAAACGGGGGAGUUUUGCAUUGAGGCUGGAGCACUGAUGCUUGCUGAUAAUGGAAUAUGCUGCAUCGAUGAAUUUGAUAAGAUGGAUAUCAGAGAUCAGGUUGCUAUCCAUGAAGCAAUGGAACAGCAGACUAUAAGCAUCACAAAAGCUGGAAUUCAGGCUACACUAAAUGCCAGAACAUCCAUUUUGGCGGCGGCCAAUCCCGCUGGUGGGCGCUAUGACAAAGCAAAGCCACUCAAGUACAAUGUCGCCCUCCCUCCUGCCAUCCUUUCUAGGUUUGAUCUUGUGUAUGUGAUGAUUGAUGAGCCUGAGGAUCAAACAGAUUACCAUAUUGCACACCAUAUUGUAAGAGUUCAUCAGAAACGUGAGGAAGCACUUUCUCCUGCUUUCACCACCGCACAGAUCCAGCGUUACAUUAUGUAUGCAAAGACCUUGAAACCAGAGCUAAGUGAAGAAGCUAAAAAGGUGUUAGUCGACUCAUAUGUAGCUCUUCGCAGAGGUGAUACCGCUCCAGGUAGCAGAGUCGCUUACCGGAUGACAGUGAGGCAGCUGGAGGCACUAAUCAGACUCUCUGAAUCCAUUGCUCGGGUUCACUUGGACCUUCAGGUUCACACAUCACAUGUCCGUAUGGCAGUGAGGCUGCUCAAAACAUCCAUAAUCAGUGUUGAGUCGAGUGAGAUUGAUCUAUCUGAUUUUCAACACGAUGAACCUGAUGGAGAUUCUGGUCAUAGAGAUGCUGACCAUGAUAGUGUGCAGCCUGGUACAGCUGAACAGGAAGCACCAGAAGAAAAUACAGGAGAUAAUGAAGGAUCUGGUGGUCCAAAGAAGAAAAUGGUGAUCACUGAAGAGUAUUUUCAGAGUGUUACACGAGCACUGGUUAUGGGCAUUUGGCAGCAUGAUGAAGCAGCAGAGCAAGAUGGGAGUGGAUUGGCUGGCAUGAGACAAGGUGAUCUAAUAGAGUGGUACGUGGAGCAACAAAACCGCCAGGGUGCAUACAACAGCACGGAUGAAGUGGUUGAGGCAAUCAAGUGCCUCAGAGCCAUCAUAGAGAGAUUGAUACGAAGAGAGGGACAUUUGAUUGUUCUUGAUGAUGGAGAUGGAUCAGUGAGAGAGGGGGAAGGAGCCAGGCCUUUGAGUGAGAGAAGGAUUUUGGCUGUGGCCCCAAACUAUGUCAUUGAUUGAGGCUUUUACUUAAUUUGCCAAUCCCCUCUCUCUUUGAAGGAUGGUAUCUUGCUGGAAUUUGCAGGUGAAUCCCUUUUUCAGCAUAACAUGGUUGGGUUUUCCAAAUGCAAUCACAAUUUCCUUCCAUAAUUUAUUGGUUAAUGUCUUCCAAACUACAGAUGUAUAUAUUUGGUUCCUUGGAUGGCGACCUGUUGUAUCACCACAGCUUCGCUUUUGAAGAGUAUUCUUUUCUUUGCUUAGUGAUUGAAGGGCUUUUGCUCUUUCAAGUUGGAAUUUCAUGGUGGGUGGUUUAGCAUUCUAUGAAAACGUUUUCCUCAUGAGUUAUUGUAGAAGCAAUGCCUUAAUUC
Amborella trichopoda is the source of this 2943-nucleotide messenger RNA. It is a transcript of the gene MCM6, whose product is annotated as minichromosome maintenance (MCM2/3/5) family protein. Gene Ontology annotation, biological process: DNA replication initiation; double-strand break repair via break-induced replication; mitotic DNA replication. Gene Ontology annotation, molecular function: ATP binding; single-stranded 3'-5' DNA helicase activity; single-stranded DNA binding. The record is from RefSeq and is a predicted model, not a curated record. Gene Ontology annotation, cellular component: MCM complex; nucleus. NCBI's taxonomy places the organism in Eukaryota, Viridiplantae, Streptophyta, Magnoliopsida, Amborellales, Amborellaceae.